ACUGGCCGGGCCGCUGCCGCGGGCGACAGCUGACGCACAGUCUGCACGCUUCUCCCGCCGAAGGUGCCGGGCUUUAUCGAAGGCGCCGCCUCGGCAUCCCGACUCUAUUGCUUCGAUGUCCAACGAGCACGUCGUGGAAUUGCAGGCUCCAGGCAAGCCAUCAGUGGUGUCCAGAGACCGCUACUCCGUGACGCUGUCCUGGAAUCCUCCAGAGGAUCUACAGGCAGGCAAUGGAGAUCGCUCCGUCGUCUACACGUUGCAGAUGCACGACCGCGUUCGGGGCUGGGUUACUGUCUACUGGGGCCACAGAACCCGUGAGCAGGUGCGAGACCUGCCGCCUGGAGGAUGUGCCCACUUCCGUCUGCGAGCUUCCCUUGGCGACCGCCACAGCCCCUGGGGCGCCACUUUCGCCGCUAACACAACAGAGGACCAGGUGGCGGUGGUGAAACUCGAGCGAGCAGUGGCUGCUGGCAAGACGGCCGUCGUCAAGAAAGUGCUCGCAUCCAGGCCCAGUGCAGCAGAGCUGAUGUCACGCGGUGGCGUCUCGCCGCUGGCGCAAGCGUCGCUGCGUGGGGACGCGCUCACUGUGUCACUGCUGCUGGCUGCUGGCGCAGACGCGGACCGGGCAGGAGGUGGCGCCGGCCGCACGCCGCUCAUGCUGGCUGCUGCGCAGGGGCACCUUGACGUCUGCACCAUGCUGCUGGAGCGUGGCGCCAGCUGGGAUACCAAGGACUGGAGCGGGUGCACGCCGCUACACUACGCCGUCGACGCCUCCCAGCUGGACGUGGUCCGCCUGGCUCUCGACAGUGGCGCGGACAUCGAUGCUCGCGACAACCAAGGCUGGACACCCCUGAUGCGUGGAGUGUCUAUGGAGAGCAGCGAAGAGGUCCUGCGGGAGCUGGUGGGCCGCGGGGCAUCCCUGGACGCCGAGGACCGGCGCGGGCAGACGGCGCUGAUGCAGGCCGUGCUGGCGACGCGUCGCGACGCCGUCUCCAUACUGCUGGCCGCCGGGGCCGGCCGCAAGCGCAGGAACCUCUACGGCAACACCGCGCUAGACAUGGCGCGCGCCAGGAACCUCAAGGAAAUCGUCCGACUGCUGAUGAACGCUGAAGAUGAUGCCAGGAAUGGCAAGCGCAAGGCAGCUCAAGAGGAGAAAGAUCUGCAGCAACAAGACGCUCGACCAUCCUCCCACUCUGCUAUGGUCUUAGCGUCAGCGAAAGCGAAGGAAGUGGCCCUCUAAACCGAACGGUCAAAGCCAGGCGAGACGAGGAGUAUAUGAAAACUGGACACUGAAUGAAAACUUUUGAACAUAACCUUGCCGGUGCUUGGAUUUUAUUGCAAGUGCGACAAAUUGUAACUACAAUCAGCUGUCGAGUAGCAAAAUCAAAAAUCAAUUGCUGGCUGAUAUCUUGGAAGUUUUAUUUGGGAGUGUAAGGAAAGGUGUACUCACAGCGACGAUGUAUAAAUGAUGCAUCAUCCAAAUAUGCGAGAAUGCGAUUGUUAGUAGCGUAAGUUCGUUGGGAAACAGUUACAUUGGGGAAUGAAAGACGGAACUGCAUGAUAUGGAUCUCAGCGUUCUACUUCUUUUAAGAAACUGCAUCUUAGAACGAUUGUAAUAUUAGUCUAUUUAAAUUAGACACGCGGAUUGGCAUUCAAGUUGUACAAGGUGCGUUCCAUAAGUAAUUCGACCAAAUUCAUAAAAAAUCAUUUAUUGAAUAUAUUCGUACAAAUAAUCAAAAAUUUUCAAAAUAGCACCCUCUUGCGUCGAUACACUUCUGGAGGUGGCGUUCCCAUGCCUGGAAGGCAUCCUGGAAUGCCUUUUCUGGAAUGUCCUUUAGAGCUGAUGUAACAUGCACCUGGAUGCUUUCAAUCGUGUCCCAAUGUUUUCCUUUCAUGACUCCUUUGAACUGAGGAAACAAAAAAAAUUAGUGGGAGCCAGGUCAGGACUGUAGGGCGGCUGGGGAACCAAUGGGGUCUUGGUCCUGGACAGGAAGUCGUUGACAAUGAAGGCGCUGUGUCUCGGCGUCUUGUCCUGGUGAAAUUUCCACAUGUGCUUGAUGUCGCUCUGGCAGCGCGAGACCCUCCUUUUCAGUCUUUUGAGCACUUCCAAGUAGAAAGCUGAGUUCACUGUAGUCCCGGUAGGUACGAAUUCGUGGAGGACAAUGCCUCUGAGGUCAAAGAAGACAGUGAGCAUGGUUUUGAUCCUGGACUUACUCUUGGUAAGGGGCGACGAUGGGGUGUGCCACUCUGAACUCUGCCUUUUUGUCUCAGGAUCGUACUCAAAAAUCCACGACUCAUCACCAGUGAUAACUGAGUUUUAAAAAUGAGGAUCAUUUUCACACAUUUCCAACAUUUCUCAGCACCAAAGCACUUGCAUGCACUUGUGUUCGUCGGUCAACACUUUUGGGACGAGUUUGGCACACACCUUUCUCAUGUUCAAAUCUUCGGUCACAAUGCGGAAAACGGUUGUUUUUGACAUGUUUAGAGUUUGUGCUAUCAAUUGAAGGCUCAGCCGUCUGUCCGAGUUCAAACAAUCGCGCACCCGCGUCAUAUUUUCGUCGACUCGUGCGGUUGAUGGCCGUCCACUGCGAGGUUCGUCGGUGAUCUCCUCUCGGCCCUCCAUGGACGACUUGUGCCAUCGGAAAACUUGUGAUUUGGACAAGCAAUCAGUCCCAGCGACAUGCUGAAGUAAUGGAAACGUUUUGGUGGCGGAAUUCCCAAACUUAACGCAAAAUUUGAUAGUGUACCGUUGCUCUACCGAAUGAUCCAUUGUGCCGUGUUACAUAAACUCAAAACGGGGUUGACGGAAACGCACGUCAACUCGCAGCCGAAUGAGACAAAGAGCGUUUUGAAGCUAACACCCCCCUCCACUUAGUCCAUCCGGUAACAACACGCUGUGGUGUAACGUUGCGUCAGAAAAAAUUGGUCGCAUUACUUAUGGAAUGCACUCUGUAUCUUCUUCGGCAGUAUAAGCUCCUUUUACACGAUCAACUUUCUUCUCUCAACUGUCUAUCGGAGGCAAGUGACUUACUGCAGCGGCUCUGGCCUUUUAUUUCUGCACUAAGUCUCGUCUGUUUUUAGAGGUUGUUUUCGUUUACGCGUCAGCAUCAUAACUGUGUGUGUUGAGAGAGCUGUCUGCGGUGCAGUUUGGGACCUAAACAGUAAAAAUGAGACUAUGAAGGACUACCCUUUUUAUGAAAAAAUUGGAAUAUAGAAGUAAAAAUUAGGAAUAAGCAAUGACAAUGGAGUUUAUAAACGACCAAAGCAGAGUGCAUAGUAGAUAUUCUUUCCAAAGGUCUUGUGGUAAAUUCUCUAUACUCCUGAGAACUGCAAGAAUAGGGAAAAUGUCGUCCAAAUGUUUAAAAACAUACACAUUUAGUUGCUCGAGAAAAUAUAUACUUGCAAACACAUCAAACAAUAUACAUACCGCAGUAAGUAGAACCUUUUUACUUUAUCCUAUGUAUCUGGUUUUCGUGCUAAGUACCAAGUAACAUCGAAAAUUAUUUUUAUCGUCAAAUAAAUCUGACUUUUUAACUGUUGAAAAAAUUUUCAUCAAAACACGUUUCUCUAGUUGCGUCUCUUGUUUAUGCAUAGUCUAGUUUUUUCUGUAAAACUUAAAUAAUUUUUGCUUUCGGAUAUUUCGACCCUCUUGUAGGAGGUCACUAGUAGGAAAUGUGUGACGACAACAAAGAGCAAGAAGAUAGGAAAGCACAAAAUCUGUUUCUGUAAUAGGAGUGAAGUCUGCCAGAAUAGGUUAACUUCUAGUAGAUGCCGCCAUAGACCCACGUUCGUGCUCAUGCGCAGUGCGCAGCAUACUCGGAAAUUAGGACUCCGCACUCGGCACAGUCUAUACAUCACUGACACUCGCGACGUGGUUGGCUGCUGAUUUACACGCAUAAACGAAAGUCACACGCACUACGAGCAGACGACAUUGACUAGAAAGUCGCUCGUGUAAAAUAGGGUUGAUGGCUGUUUUCGAGUGUUGCUGUUAUGUUCAUUCAUAUUUCCUGCAGAAAGCAUAACUGUUGUUGCCGACAGAGCUAGUAGGAACAUGUGAACUUACUUGAAAAACUAUGUCGUACCUUAAACGUUUUAGCAAGUUAAGUCUCAGUUUAGCUCUUUCACGAAGCGCAGUGAUAAGAACAACAGCAAUUUUUUCCCAUUCAAAGCUAAUCAGACCAGUUCCUCAGGUCCACCUGAAGCAUGCUGUAAUAAUCGUACUUUGUCUCCUCCGAGUAGGUGUGUCUCGUUUUCUUUGCUCCUUCCAUUUAAAUAUACAUCCCUCUUUCUUGUUUGCCUUUUGAAAUAAUUGAAUAAAUAACUGCGUAAGUUUUCAGCACUUUCGUCGUUGAAAAUUUUCGUCACACACAUUACUUGUAAAUCCAAUACCAUAUUACAUAUUCUGUGGACGUUGGAGUCCUAUAACUACGUAACUGUCACAAUUACACUUGUUCCAUAUAUCAGACGAAACUAUAGUGAGCAUGGGCAUCUGAUGAUAUUCAUCAAAUGAGGAUGGAGUAGGGAUGUCAAGACUUUUUUAUGCAACUAUGUAAGUGCCCUUGUAGAUGUGUCAUGCGACAAGAACUUGAUUUUACAAGAGGCACAGAAAAUAUACUGUAUAUCAGCGAAUUGUUGCUUAUUCACUAAAUAUUUUUCGGCUAAAUUAUUUCCCUGCUUAAAAGACAAGAAUAAUUUCACAGUUAUCUUCAAACUAAAUGUAACUGAUAAUGCGCGUGAUACAUUGUCAAGUUGAUGAACCGAAAUUAUACACAUCAUUAUUUGAUUAAACCUGCUAUGUAUCCAGCAAAAUGACAAAACACGUAGGAAAUAAAACAUUAAAAUAUUCACAAAAAUAUUCUUAUUCUUACACCUGUAACAUAAGGUUUAUAGAGAAAGCAAAAUCUGAAAUAUGAAAAAAAUGUUUUGGGUUCAACAAAUAUAUGAUCUGACUAACAUUCCCCAAAAGCUAAAAUGCAAAUUACUAUUUUUUUUUAAAAAAAAGCUUAUUCAAUUUCGCUGUCGUCUGUAUCUCUGCUGACAAAUAUCACACCUAUUUGUGUUAAUGGAUAUCAGAUAUAUUGCAUUGUUUCAUGUAUUCCAGUUUUUAACUUUGUCUUGUGUAAAUGAAGUUCAACAAAUAUGUGUUGGAAGCUACAUCUUUGUGUUGCUUGUGUACGUUUACCCAGGCCCAGAAUUAGACUGCGCAAAUGUGAGAAACCUCCAAAAACGACAGAGAUCUUUUCAAUUUUGACAAAAGUUGCACGCCACAUUUGUCCCAAUGAUAGCUUAAAAAAUGGCGUGUCCUCAUCUUGAGUCAUUCAUUUGUCCUCGAAGAAGUGUAUUGGGUAUGAAAAAGAAAAAUAAUGAAGUGCAUAAUAAAGUAAUGUAUUUUAUUUAUAUUAAUCAAUAGGUUACUGAAAGCCCGUUCAACUCUGAUUGUAAUUGCAGGAACUGUAAAAGAAAAUAAUAGAGCCUAUUUUGUGACGGGCAAAAACAUUGUAUGUCUGUCAAUAAUAUCAGUGAUUGGUAGAUUUGUAGGUAUCGUGCCUUUACACCCAGAAAUCAUAUUACAUUGAUGCUUCAGGUAAGAAAUUAUCAAUAUAAUAAAUAUUUUGGUAUUUGUGAUAAGGAUGAAAUGUAAAUAAACUAAAAGUUGUAACAUGUAUCUGAAUAUCGGUAUUACAAAGAAAAACUUAAAAGAAUAUAUAUCUGUAGCGAUGAUAAUUGAUUGUUUAUAACAUUAGGUUAGAUUUUAUCCGUGAGUUUGCUUCUUAACUUGUAAUACCAUUGAAAAAUACACUUCUGUUUCAUCAGAA
Schistocerca cancellata (South American locust) is the source of this 5816-nucleotide messenger RNA. Its product is annotated as fibronectin type 3 and ankyrin repeat domains protein 1-like. The coding region runs from base 116 to 1240 and encodes 374 amino acids. The record is from RefSeq and is a predicted model, not a curated record. NCBI's taxonomy places the organism in Eukaryota, Metazoa, Arthropoda, Insecta, Orthoptera, Acrididae. The transcript is spliced from 8 exons. Gene Ontology annotation, molecular function: protein binding.